AUUUGCAACAAAAAAGUAUUUUUCAAUUUCAGUUUCUAAUUUCUUUUUGAAGCUGCAUGUAAUUUUGUGUAAAAAAUUUUAGUAACAUAACACUUGCUGAACUUUGUACCAUUUCAAGUGCCAUCUUACUUAAGUAAUAAGCGAACAAAUUAGAAUAAGACCAAAAAUACCGAAACGAUAUUCAAAGAAGAUUUUAAUUAAUUAAGUCUGAAAAUGUAUUCAAGAACUAUGUUAAAAGUACGUACAUUGUCUAAUAACCUAAAAAUGUAUGGUAGUACUUCUUCAAAUUUUGUUAAUGUUUCUGUAAAUGAUAAAAGCGGAGUUGCUAUUGUUACUAUGCAACGGGAACCGGUUAAUAGUUUAAAUCUAGAAUUAAUUACUCAGUUGAAAACUGCCUUAUCAGAUUUAGAAAGGAACAAGUGUCGUGGAAUGAUUUUGACUUCAGCGUCAAAAUCUGUAUUUUCUGCUGGCUUAGAUAUCAUGGAAAUGUACAAACCAAAUCAAGAGCGUGUCAGAAACUUCUGGUUAAGUUUACAAGACCUUUGGAUGACUUUGUAUGGCUGCUCAUAUCCUUCAGUUGCUGCUAUAAAUGGACAUUCGCCUGCAGGUGGCUGUCUUUUAUCUAUGAGUUGUGAAUACAGAAUUAUGUUACCUAAUUUCACAAUAGGCCUUAACGAGACCAAAUUAGGUAUAAUUGCACCUUCAUGGUUUGUAGCAACGAUGAAAAACACCAUUGGCUUUCGGAAAGCUGAAAUGGCAUUGACAUUAGGAUUUUUAUUUACUACAGAGGAGGCUUUAAAAGUGGGUCUUAUAGAUGAAGUGGCAUCAAGUAAAGAGGACGCUAUCGCAAAAGCUGACAAGUUUAUCGGACAAUUUGCAAAAAUACCACCCCAGCCAAGAACAAUUUCAAAAUUAAUGCUAAGGAGUAAAGAUAUAGAGACGCUAAGAAAGACUAAAGAGCAAGACUUGCAAGCGUUCUUACAAGUGGUUAACGAUCCAAAAACACAGAAGGGCUUAGAAUUAUAUUUGGAGUCAUUGAAACAGAGAAAGGCUUGAUUUAAUGAUAUUUUUUUAAUAGUAUUUUUUAAAGGGUACCUCAUUGAAA
This is a messenger RNA of Agrilus planipennis (emerald ash borer), 1105 nucleotides long. RefSeq names its product enoyl-CoA delta isomerase 1, mitochondrial-like. NCBI's taxonomy places the organism in Eukaryota, Metazoa, Arthropoda, Insecta, Coleoptera, Buprestidae. Gene Ontology annotation, cellular component: mitochondrion. Bases 214 to 1056 code for a protein of 280 amino acids. Gene Ontology annotation, biological process: fatty acid beta-oxidation. Gene Ontology annotation, molecular function: enoyl-CoA hydratase activity. The transcript has 4 exons. The record is from RefSeq and is a predicted model, not a curated record.